Magnolia sinica is the source of this 1831-nucleotide messenger RNA. Its product is annotated as protein NRT1/ PTR FAMILY 5.10-like. Bases 31 to 1692 code for a protein of 553 amino acids. The transcript is spliced from 4 exons. Gene Ontology annotation, cellular component: membrane. Gene Ontology annotation, biological process: oligopeptide transport; transmembrane transport. NCBI's taxonomy places the organism in Eukaryota, Viridiplantae, Streptophyta, Magnoliopsida, Magnoliales, Magnoliaceae. Gene Ontology annotation, molecular function: transmembrane transporter activity. The record is from RefSeq and is a predicted model, not a curated record.
AUCAUUAAUUUGCUAAAUCAAGUUGAGGAAAUGGAAGUCUCACAAACAUCUCCUCUGCUAACUGUUCUUGAGGAUCAUCAAUAUGAGGUGGACCGAAAGGUAGAAAAUCGGCUUAUUGGAGGAUGGAAAUCUGCCAUUUACAUAAUCGGAGUCGAAGCUGCAGAGCGAUUCGCAUACUAUGGCCUCUCAGGAAAUCUGAUCAUGUAUCUCACCACUGUCUUGAACGAGUCGACUGUGUCUGCAGCGAAGAAUGUGAACAUCUGGACUGGUGUAUCCACCCUACUUCCGCUGCUGGGAGCAUUCAUCGCAGAUUCCUACUUGGGCCGCUACCGGACCAUACUCAUUUCAUCGUUGAUUUAUCUCCUGGGACUUUCCUUACUAACUACAUCAGCGGCGAUGGUGAUUCCUCUUCAAUUUCGAGAAUUGCUUGUUUUCAUUUCGCUGUAUAUGGUGAGCAUGGGACUAGGAGGACAUAAACCAUGCAUAGAAGCAUUCGGAGUGGAUCAAUUCGAUGACGAUAGCGAGAAAGGGAGAAAAGACAAGAAUUCUUUCUUCAAUUGGGGGUAUUUUGCAGUGUGCAGUGGCGGGAGUGUGGGAAUGCUUGUUGCAAUUUAUAUUCAAGACAAUGUGGGGUGGGCCAUCGGCUUCGGGAUUCUCACAGGUGCUAUGGUGGUUGCGCUUUUUCUCUUUAUCUUUGGAUCAAACACAUACACCCAUCUAGUUCCAAGCGGGCAAAGCCCAUUGACUCAAGUUGCCAAAGUCAUUGUUGCUGCUGCUCGUAAGUGGCAUCUUCCGUCAAGAAAGGAUUAUCAAGAUGAAAGCAGAUGUGUUCCUGUGGCUAAGGAAGUUACUCCUGGGGCCAAUCAAUUCAAAUUCUUGGACAAGGCUGCCAUUAUAGAUGACUUGGAUGCACCUUGUUGUCAAAAUAGUUGGAGUUUAUGCACCCAAGCACAAGUUGAAGAAACAAAACAGAUCAUGCGGCUUUUCCCCAUCUGGUCUUGUUGUUUGAUGCUUGGGGUAGUGUCCGCACAACCUACCACAUUUUUCACUAAGCAAUCUAGCACCAUGGACAGGAAGAUCUCAUCCACCUUCGAGGCGUCUGCUGCAUCCCUCAUAGUUGUUAGAAGCCUAACAACUGUUGCAUUUGUCCCUGUCUAUGAUUGGAUCCUCGUGCCAACCACAAGAAGACUUACUGGAAGCCCAUCCGGCCUAACAAUUCUCCAAAGGAUUGGAAUCGGGAUACUUCUUACGGUGAUUUCCAUGGUCGUAGCAGGAUUGGUAGAGAUGAGAAGAGUUGGCAUUGCUAGAGAAUACGCACUCUUCGAUCACCCAAAUGCGACCAUUCCUAUGAGCUUUUGGUGGUUGCUACCACAAUACAUAAUUGUUGGACUCUCAGACAUAUUUACGAUGGUUGGUUUGCACCAAUUCUUCUAUGAUCAGAUGCCGGAUGGGAUGCGGAGCAUUGGAGCCGCUGCUUAUCUUAGCAUCUUUGGCAUUGGAAACUUCCUAAGCAGUAUUAUCAUUUCGUUGGUCCAAGUUGUAAGGCCGGAGUGGUUAACCAACGAUCUUAAUAGUUCGCAUUUAGAUUACUUCUAUUGGCUUCUUGCAGGGUUGAGUGUUUUGUGUUUAGGUUUCUAUAUUUGUGCAGCCAAAUGCUUUGUUUACAGGCAAACCUGUUAUGGCCUUCCAUAGCGUGCAUUGGUUAGUUGGGUAUGGUUUGUUUUUCUGUUUAUCUAAUAAUAUUAAUGAAAUUACUCGCAAAAAAAAUGAGAAAUCUUCACUUCCAAAUUCAUCUUCGAAACGCUGAUUUUCUUUGAGCCGGGUUUCUCUA